Molecule: messenger RNA, 1159 nt
Organism: Daldinia decipiens
Lineage: Eukaryota; Fungi; Ascomycota; Sordariomycetes; Xylariales; Hypoxylaceae
Exons: 3
Coding region: 1-927 (308 amino acids)
Cellular component (GO): mitochondrion
Molecular function (GO): oxidoreductase activity
Source: RefSeq, a predicted model, not a curated record
AUGGCUGAACCGAAGCCUAGCCACCUAGAAAGGACGGCAGCGGAACCGCGGGACGAGUCCCUACACAUCGUCACGUUGACUAAGAUCGACGAGAUCAAUGACCAAAUCAGACUCUUCCGCCUUGAGCUGUCGGCCCCUCUUCGGUUCUUACCGGGUCAAUGGCUCGACGUUUUCGUGCCGGGCGUAUCCAAGGCGGGCGGAUACACCAUCACCUCGCCGCCGUCUCUGGCACGGCCCCAUCUCUCCCCAGGAUCAGCACAUGCUCAAAGUCCGGGGUACGUAGAGCUCGCGGUACAAAAGUCGGUUGAUCCGCCCGCGGCGUGGCUAUGGCAGAACCCAGAUGAGAUUACCUAUGCGGAACUACGGGUCCGCGUCGGAGGUAGCUUCGUGUGGCCGCCCGCGGGUAUCGAUGUGCAAGCUCUAAGACAUGUGGUCUUCGUCGCUGGCGGCGUGGGGAUUAAUCCUCUGAUGAGCAUGCUCUCGAGUAUCGCGGAGACGGGCGCGGAUGCGCUGUUCCAGGUACAGUUUUUGUACUCGCUGAAAGAUGAUGGGUCGGGAGGUAGACACGCGGACCGCUUGCAGUUUGUGGAGAGGCUGGCUGGGAUAUUUGCUUCGGGGAGGGUGAAGGGGCAGCUAAGGCUGUUUCUUACGGGUGGGAGUGGGGAUGAAGGGGAUGGGGUUGUGCAUUGUGCGGGAGAGGGCGAGGGCGAGGGCGAGGGAAGAGAGAGUGAUGUGUCGUUUCAAGCGCGGAGGAUGACGGUCGAUGAUAUUGCGGUGGCGGUGGGUGAUGCUGAGGAGAGGAAGAAUGCGGUUGUGUAUGUAUGCGGUGUGCCUACUAUGACGGAUGAGUUCGUGCUGAAGUUGACUGAUACGAAGGCUGGGUUGGGGAUGGAACCCCAUCGGGUGCUGUGCGAGAAGUGGUGGUAGGUGUCUGAUCUAUAUGAAGAUAUAUUGAUAAGGGAAUGUUUUGUCUAAGUUCCAAUGUCUACAUAAGACUUCUGGAUACCUAUGGGAAAGACAUAUCACAUUUACGCUUGGCAUAUUCGUAUACAUAGUAAAUCCUCUAGAUGGAUAUUACACAAAUUAAAUUUCCUCCAACAAUUCCAAUAUAACUAGGUAACCUAGGUUAGUUGUUGUUUGAUAAUACCAUGAACCUACC